Molecule: messenger RNA, 2934 nt
Organism: Bathycoccus prasinos
Lineage: Eukaryota; Viridiplantae; Chlorophyta; Mamiellophyceae; Mamiellales; Bathycoccaceae
Product: N-alpha-acetyltransferase 15, NatA auxiliary subunit
Exons: 1
Coding region: 1-2934 (977 amino acids)
Biological process (GO): N-terminal peptidyl-methionine acetylation
Cellular component (GO): cytoplasm
Molecular function (GO): protein binding; protein-N-terminal amino-acid acetyltransferase activity
Source: RefSeq, a predicted model, not a curated record
AUGGCGAGUGGUAAGAAGAAAAAAGCGUCCUCGUCGUCCUCGUCGUCGUCCAAAAGUGCGACUCACAGUGCCGGAGGAAAAGGAGAAAAAAAGAGCAGCAACACCGAGGUACACGCUGCGUCCGAAACGAACUCCGGGGGUGCAAUCCAAUUGCCGAGGAAAGAGGGCGACCUCUUCAACGACGCCUUGAUCGCGUACGAGCACCGAAAGUUCAAAGACGCGUUACACGCAAUCGAGAAAAUCCUAAAAAAGUUCCCAAACCACGGGGAAACCUUAUGCAUGAAAGGAUUAAUCGUUCGACACUGCGAGUUGAAACCGAACGAGACAGAGGAAGAGAGGAAGAAAAAAGCACACGAGUUCGUCUCUCAAGGAGUGAAAAACAACAUUUUUUCACACGUCUGUUGGCACGUGUACGGAUUACUCCACAAAGCAGAUCGAAACUACAAAGAAGCGUCGAAGUGUUACUCGCAAGCGCUGAAGAUUGACCCGAACAACUUUUUAGUGGUGAGAGAUUUAGCGCAGGCGCAUUUGAUGUUGCGAGAGAUGGACGAGUACGUCGACGCGAGGCGGAAGUUGUUCGAGUUGAAAAUGGGGCAACCGGGGUCGAGCGAUCGCGCGAAUCAAAUCGUGAUUGGUUUAUUUAUGAGCGAGAAGUGGGAGGAGUGCUUGGAGAUGUUGAACGAGUUCGAGAAGUUCGAUACGAUGGACCGGACGAGGAGGAACGGGGAACUUUUGGCCAAGAAGAAAGAGAUUCCGGAACCGACGUACGAGGAUACGUUUCAAGAGAGCGAGAUUUUACUUUUCCGGGCGGUCGUUUUAGAGAAGAUGGGGAAAGUGGACGAGUGCGUCGAGUUGUUGGAGAAGAACGAGAAGAAGAUUGUGGACGACGCGGCGAGACUGACGCAGCUGUGUCGUUUGAAGAUUGCGAAAGGCGACGCGACCGCGGCGAGAGAAAUCGCCGAGAACGAUUUAGUCAAUCGCAUGCCAGAUAACGAAAAGUAUCACGAGUUGAUGCACAAAUCCAUGAAUACGAAAGUUUCUUUGAUGGAGCCUCCGAUGAAGAGAAGCGAGGAGGAUAUUGCAAAGUUGAAGACACUUUACGACGCUUUACAAAAGAAACACGCGAAAUCGAGCGUGUGCAAACGAUACCCGUUACAAAUCGUCAACGAUUCCAGCGAGUUUGAGAGUUUAUUAGCAGAAUACAUACAAAAGCCGCUGCGAAAAGGCGUGCCGAGUUUGUUCGCGGACAUUUCGUCGUUAUACGGAGGCAUUCACGACGAGGAGAAAUCCAUAGGUAAAGUCUUGAAAGCGGCGGCGGAUUCGUUGAAAAAAAGCGGCAAGUUCCCGUCGUCGUCAGAUAAUAAGGACGAUGUUUUGGAGGCGAAACCAAAAGAGACGCACAGAUACGCGUUGAACUUACUCGCCAUGCAUUACGCGAAAAUAGGUAAAAUCGACGAGGCGUUGAAAUGCAUCGACGAAGCGAUUGAAGCGAAGGAUGAAAACGACGGCGAUAACGACGGGGAACAAGAGAAAGUGCUGGAGUUUCAUUUGAACAAAUCGAGGUUUUUAAAGCGAGCGGGAGAUUUAGAAGGCGCGUACGAGGAAUCCGAAAUCGCUCGCAACAUGGAUUUAGCGGACAGAUACAUCAACUCCGUCUCCGUAAAGAGAGCUUUUCAGUGCGGUAAAUUUAGAGAGGCGGAACGACUGGGCACGUUGUUUACUCGGGACGCCGAAAAUUACAAGACGAACUUGUUUGACAUGCAAUGCAACUGGUACGCGUACGAAGCCGGUCACUCGCACGAAAAGUUUGAAAAGAACACAGGGAGAGCGCUGAAAUAUUACCGCGAAAUUCGAACGCACUGCGAACAAAUCAUCGAAGACCAAAUUGAUUUCCACCGGUACUGCGUCAACGUGAAACGAACUUUGAGAUCGUUCAUGGACACUUUGAAAAUGUGCGACGAUAUCUACGCGUCCGCGUGGUUUAAAAAAGCCGCUCGAAGGGCCAUAUUAAUCUGCGUAGACAUGCACGACGAUCCGUUGGAAGCGAAGAAAGAGCGCGUGGAAGCGAAACUGUCCAAGUUGGACCAAGAGGAGCGCAAAAAAGAACGACAAAAGACGCGCAAGGAGGAAGAGAAGAAAGAGAAAGAAGUUGAAUCGUUUGAAAAACUCUUAGCGGACGACUUGAAAAGGGCGAGAGAGACGAAAGCGAAGAGGACUGGGAAACCAGUCAGCGGCGAGAAUAGCAGCAAUACUACUACUACUAAUAAUAAUAAAGAUAGCAACAACAGUAGCGCGAUCGAGAAAGAGUAUCUCGAGGAGAAGUACGGCGCCAAAGCGUUUGCGCAAGCGAGCAAAGAUCCCAUGGAGGAAGCGUUGAGUUUUAUGAACCCGCUUUUGAUGAGUGCAAAGAAUGACGAGGACGUGAACGUGCAAUCGUUAGUGUUCUUGGUCCAUUUCAAACGCCAAAAGUGGGUGUUGGCGACCAAAGCACUGCGAAAGAUGGCAAAGUGCGCGCCGAAGAAUCCGUUGACUCACCGAUGCGUGGAUAGUUUGUCGCGAGCGAUCGAGUCGAUUGAGAACGAAAUCGAGAAACAAGUCGUACAAUCCACAAUAUCUUCGUUGAAUGUAGACAAGGUUAAUGUUCAGUGCAAAACGCUCGUGGACGCCGCGCACCUCUCCGUUAUGAAGAACAACUUCGAGAAGGCGCUUUUAGGCGCCGUGGACCCGCGGAAGACGUCUUGGAAAGAAUGUCGAGACGCGUUGGAGGUUUUCGAACGCGCUGGGAACGCAACGUUUUACGAACAGUUCCACAAAGCGUGCACGAGCGCGUUUCCGAGCAAAAGUAAUAAAAGCAAGGAACAUCCUUCCGUAAUCUCUGCUGCGUUUGCGAGAGUCGGCGUGGAGGAUUCCGUGCGUUCCGCUCCGUUUCUUUAA